Syzygium oleosum is the source of this 2118-nucleotide messenger RNA. RefSeq names its product ubiquitin-like-specific protease ESD4. Gene Ontology annotation, biological process: protein desumoylation. The transcript has 9 exons. The record is from RefSeq and is a predicted model, not a curated record. The coding region runs from base 129 to 1646 and encodes 505 amino acids. NCBI's taxonomy places the organism in Eukaryota, Viridiplantae, Streptophyta, Magnoliopsida, Myrtales, Myrtaceae. Gene Ontology annotation, cellular component: nucleus. Gene Ontology annotation, molecular function: deSUMOylase activity.
UUCAAUUCGAGCCUUUCGCGUGUUUCGAAACCCUAGGUUUCGAGCUUUCGACCCUCUCGAUUGGCUAUGGCGAAACGCGGGCCUUCUUAGAUGGGCGAGGGGUUCUUCUCGGGCUCCGACGGUUCUCGAUGGGCGGGCUGACGAUCAACCGGAAGCGCGGCGACGAGUUCUCGAGCUUGAGCAGCGGAGGGCGGCCGAAGCUCCACCGCUCGCCGGAUUUCCACGCCUCGAAGAGGCCGCGGCGGUUCCCGCCGAUGCAGCAAUCCCCCGGCCGCGCCGUUCCUUCGAAGAGCGCCGUCUCCAGGAUCUCCAGAUACCCGGAAGCCACGAGCGAGCUGCGCCGCGAGGUCCAUGCCCCGGUGAGGGCGAGCAAAUUCGGGACGUCCGCGUCUGUGUCGGGUAGGAUUUCUUUCGGUAACGAGGAAUACGGUGGUAGCGAUAUCAUGGGUAAUAGGUUGACUAGCAAGUACAAUAGGGCGAAGGCGAGCGCGUUGCGCGCGUUGAGAUACUUGACAAGAGAGAAGGAAGUGAUUGACUUGGUGGAGGAGGAACCUAGGGAGGUGAUCGCGUCCCCGGAUUCGAGUGUGGAGGAAAUAGACGGCUUAGGAGAUGGAAGAGAGAGGUCUGUUGUGUCGGGUAGUAGGCGAAAGGACGAAAAUCGUGCCGCGGGAUAUGCGCAGGAAUCCGUCGUGUCGGAGCUGAGUAAUGGGAAUGUGGGGAUGGAGACUGCAGAGAAGAUGCUGGACAUGUUGUCCUUAAAUCCCGACGAUCUCGAGGUUCUGAGCAAGUCUGCCUACCAGAAGUUGCUUGAAGACGCGAGGAGGCGGGAUGCUAAACUUGGUAAUUUGGAUUUCGAGAUAAAAUUACACGAGGAGAAAAGGUCCUUGCUUCAAGAGUUGCGUCCAGCCAAAAAAUCCGAUGAGAGAGUACCUAUUGAGCCUUUCAUUCCUCUUACGGAUGAGGAGGAGGCAGAGGUGCAGCGUGCACUUUCUGGCAACCGGAGGAGGGUUCUUGUGAAUCAUGAGAACUCUGGCAUUGAGAUCACAGGAGAAACUUUGUUGUGCCUUAGACCUGGUGCCUGGUUAAAUGAUGAGGUCAUAAACUUGUAUCUUGAGUUAUUGAAGGAAAGGGAGAAAAGAAAUCCACAGAAGUUCUUGAAGUGUCAUUUUUUCAACACAUUUUUCUACAAGAAGUUAACAAGUGGCAGGAGCGGGUAUGACUAUAACGCUGUCAGAAGGUGGACUACCCAGAAAAAGUUGGGUUAUAGCCUAAUCGACUGCGAUAAAAUAUUUGUGCCCAUCCACCAAGAGAUACAUUGGUGUCUAGCCAUCAUUAACAAGAAAGAUGAGAAAUUUCAAUAUUUGGAUUCUCUUGGAGGAAGGGAUUCUCGAGUGCUGAGAGCGCUGGCCAGAUACAUUGUGGAUGAAGUGAAGGAAAAGUGCGGAAAAGACAUAGACGUAGGCUUGUGGGAGCAAGAAUAUGUCUCAGACUUGCCUGCACAGGAAAAUGGGUUUGACUGCGGAAUGUUUAUGAUCAAGUAUGCUGAUUUCUAUAGCAGAGGGUUUGGGCUUUGUUUCAACCAGGAUCAUAUGCCCUAUUUUCGGCGGAGAACAGCAAAGGAGAUUUUGAGACUAAGAGCUGAUUGAAUGGUGUUGCAAACGCAUUCUUUCAGUGUAAACCAUGCUUUAACAGCAAUAUUGACUGCAUCAACUUCAAGGAAUAGUAUGUAUGAAAAAUUCCACCGGGCUUUUGCCCAGGGCUUUCGACACUGAAAGAGGGGAGGUUGUAUAUACAUAGAAUGGAGCACUGCUUCACGGACAAUGAGUUGCAGCGUGCAAAGGAGGUCGAUAGGCAUCUCAGCUUUGAACUGCCCCUCGUUUCAUCUUGUGAUAAUCCUCGGUUUUUUAUUCUUCUUCUUCUUCCUCUCUUUUCUCGUUUGCCUGGUAAAUGGGUAUCAUUUUGUGCUUGUUCUUGUCCUUUUUUUUGUUUUUUUUGUAGAUUUGUAUCCGUGGAAGAGUAGAAAGGUAUCAUUUUGAGUCGAGAUUGAAUUGGAAGGAAGAGCUGCUCAUUAUAUAAAAGUUCCAGCUGUGAUAUACGUGCAGCCAAAUUCGUCUUGCA